Messenger RNA from Camelina sativa (false flax), 3107 nucleotides. Its product is annotated as cleavage and polyadenylation specificity factor subunit 3-II. Lineage: Eukaryota; Viridiplantae; Streptophyta; Magnoliopsida; Brassicales; Brassicaceae. Gene Ontology annotation, molecular function: RNA endonuclease activity. The record is from RefSeq and is a predicted model, not a curated record. Gene Ontology annotation, cellular component: nucleus. Gene Ontology annotation, biological process: snRNA processing.
CUUCUCUCGCCGCUUUUAAAUUUUCUCCGGUCGCCUGACUUUAGUGUUCUGAUUCGAACAAAUACGAUAAUUAGUUUGUCUAUUGAAGAGUUUUUUAAAACCAAAAUCUAAUUUCGGAAUUUGUGUUGAGUGACAUCUUCCAUGGCAAUCGAUUGUUUUGUACUCGGUGCUGGACAAGAGAUUGGAAAGAGCUGCGUAGUGGUGACGAUUAACGGUAAAAGGAUAAUGUUUGAUUGUGGGAUGCAUAUGGGCUGCGAUGAUCACAAUCGAUACCCAGAUUUUUCUCUCCUCUCUAAAUCCGGUGAUUUUGAUAACGCCAUCUCAUGUAUCAUCAUCACUCAUUUUCAUAUGGAUCAUGUUGGAGCGCUUCCUUACUUCACGGAGGUUUGUGGGUAUAAUGGGCCAAUUUAUAUGUCGUAUCCCACAAAGGCUUUGUCUCCAUUAAUGCUUGAGGACUACCGAAGAGUAAUGGUGGAUAGAAGAGGCGAAGAGGAGCUAUUCACCACUACCCAUAUCACAAACUGCAUGAAAAAAGUAAUCGCAAUAGAUUUGAAGCAAACAAUUCAGGUUGAUGAAGAUCUUCAAAUCCGUGCCUAUUACGCAGGGCAUGUCCUUGGAGCAGUGAUGGUUUAUGCAAAAGUGGGAGAUGCAGCAAUUGUGUACACUGGCGAUUACAAUAUGACAACAGAUAGACAUCUAGGAGCAGCUAAAAUUGACAGACUCCAGUUGGAUCUUCUCAUAUCAGAGUCCACAUAUGCAACUACCAUUCGCGGCUCAAAAUAUCCCCGGGAGAGAGAGUUUCUUCAAGCUGUUCAUAAAUGUGUUGCUGGCGGCGGGAAGGCACUGAUUCCUUCAUUUGCUCUUGGAAGGGCUCAGGAACUCUGCAUGCUGCUUGAUGAUUACUGGGAGCGUAUGAAUAUAAAGGUUCCAAUUUACUUCUCAUCAGGUCUGACCAUCCAAGCAAAUAUGUAUUACAAAAUGCUCAUCAGCUGGACAAGCCAGAACGUUAAAGAAAAGCACAAUACACAUAACCCAUUUGAUUUUAAGAAUGUUAAAGAUUUUGAUCGGUCUCUUAUACAUGCGCCUGGGCCAUGUGUUCUCUUUGCAACACCUGGUAUGCUUUGUGCUGGCUUCAGUCCUCACACAGAUGCAAAAGGAAUAAUGGAUCUCACAAAGUUUCUUUCCCCAAAGAACGUUGUACUCGUGCACGGCGAAAAACCCAGCAUGAUGAUUCUUAAGGAUAAGAUAACCUCAGAGCUUGACAUCCCCUGUUUCGUUCCCGCCAAUGGUGAAACAGUUUCAGUAGCUUCAACCACUUUUGUAAAAGCAAACGCUUCUGAUAUGUUCCUUAAAAGCUGCUCCAGCCCGAAUUUCAAAUUCUCAAACUCUACUCAGCUCCGUGUUACAGACCAGAGAACUACAGACGGGGUUUUGGUAAGAGAGAAGAGCAAAAAGGCAAAGAUUGUUCACCAAGAUGAAGUCUCUGAGUUGUUACAUGAGAAAAACCAUGUGGUCUCUUUAGCUUAUUGUUUUCCAGUGAAAGCUAAGGGAGAAUCAGAUAAUGAUGCUGAUCUGAUCAAACAAUUGUCUGCAAAGAUCUUGAAGACAGUGUCUGGUGCUGAGAUCCAUGAAUCUGAAGACUGUUUGCAGGUUGGAUCUUUCAAGGGGUCUUUGUGUCUGAAAGAGAAGUGUAUGCAUCGAACAGAGAUAAGCAGUUGUAGUGAAGCUGUGUUCUUGUGUUGUAACUGGUCUGUUGCAGAUUUAGAGCUUGGCUGGGAAAUCAUCAGUGUAAUGAAACUAAUAAAUCUAGAUAACACCUGUAAGGUCAAAGGUGAUUUAUUGCUGAUGUCAUCGACUUCUUCAGACUCCACGGCGGCGCGUGAUCAACAUGCGCCACUACUCCGCCCGCGUCGCGAAGGCUCUUCUCCUUCAUCAGCCAGACCUACAGCUCUCGCCGUUCUAUUGGGACGGAUCACCGGCCACCGUGCACCGUCGAUGCUUGUGAGAGAGACGGCGGCGCGUGCUCUGGAGGAGAGACGAAUUGAUUGGGGUUACUCGAAACCUGUAGUUGCUGCUGAUAUACUCUGGAACGUUGCUCUGGUGCUUGCGUCGGCGGUUAUGCUUGUCGGUACCGUCGAAGAAAGACCUAACGAGCCGAUCAGGGUUUGGAUCUGUGGGUAUGGGUUACAGUGUUUGAUCCAUGUGGUUUUGGUUUGGUCUGAGUAUUGGAGGAGAAACACGACGCGUAGAGCUAGGGAUUUGGAGUCUGGAGAUAGUGCCGCCGCCGAUCAUGAAGAUCACAGUGAGUAUGAAGAAGAAGACAGUGACAAUUCAACAACUUACAGUUUUGCUAAAAGAUGUGAGUCUAUAAACACUGUGGUAUCAUUCGUAUGGUGGAUCAUUGGAUUCUACUGGGUUGUUGGAGGUGGUGAUAAGCUUUUAGGAGAAGCUCCUAAUCUUUACUGGUUGUCGGUGACUUUUCUGGCGAUUGACGUCUUCUUCGCCAUUUUCUGUAUUGUUUUGGCUUGCCUUGUUGGGAUAGCUCUCUGCUGCUGUCUUCCCUGCAUCAUCGCUCUUCUCUACGCCGUUGCAGGAACGGAAGGAGUAUCAGAGGCUGAGCUCGGUGUUCUUCCCCUUUACAAAUUUAAGGCUUUCCAUACCAACGAGAAGAACAUUGCCGGACCUGGCAAAAUGGUUCCUAUACCGACCAAAGGACUAUGCUUAGCAACUGAAAGAACACUGCUUGCUGAGGAUGCGGACUGUUGCAUAUGUCUGAGCUCAUACGAGGAUGGUGCAGAGCUUCAUGCUCUUCCUUGCAACCACCAUUUUCAUUCGAACUGUAUUGUGAAAUGGCUUAAGAUGAGAGCAACAUGCCCUCUCUGCAAAUACAACAUUCUUAAAGGAACGACUGACGAAUCUUGAAGACAAAACCCAACUAAGAAGAGAGAGUAUUAUUCUGCACAUAUGGAUACAGAAUCCAUUUUCUCAAUUAAAACACUUCUGUAUAUAUUUAUAUAACUAUCAAAAUCAUGUAUCUUUUGUUAAAAGCAUCCAUUUUUAAAUGUAAAAGAUGACAAUUUACAAAUGCCCUUUACUAUAUUUGCCCA